UCCAACCCUCAGCCGAGGUCGGGCAGUGAGAAAAGCCUUUGGAGAAAGAAAAUGAAGCUUGCCUCUUCUAGUGGCGGAAAAGUUAUGGUGAAGGCGUGUUUCCCUCUUUCCGAUCCUGCAGCAGCCUCUCUCAGCUGUUUAAAUGAGAAUGUCCCUGGCCCAGAGAGUGCUGCUCACCUGGCUCUUCACGUUGCUCUUCUUGAUCAUGCUGGUGUUGAAACUGGAUGAGAAGGCGCCGUGGAACUGGUUCCUCAUAUUCAUUCCAGUCUGGAUAUUUGACAUCAUCCUUCUCGUCAUGCUGAUCGUGAAAAUGGCCGGGCGGUGUAAGUCUGGCUUUGACCCUCGCCAUGGAUCACAUAAUAUUAAGAAAAAAGCCUGGUACCUCAUUGCAAUGUUACUUAAGUUAGCCUUCUGCCUCGCACUCUGUGCGAAACUGGAACAGUUUACAACCAUGAAUCUGUCCUAUGUUUUCAUCCCUUUGUGGGCCUUACUGGCCGGGGCGCUAACAGAACUUGGAUAUAAUGUCUUUUUUGUGAGAGACUGACUUCUAAGUACAGAACAUCAUUUCAUGUCUGUUGCCCUGCAACAAAUGAUAAUUCAAGUGUUCUGGACCUUCAAGGUGAGCCGCAAGAACACCGGGGGAAAAUACCAAAUGCAGUGUUCUUCCUAUUCCAUGAAAUAUGAUUGGUAAAUCAUGGACUUCUAAUCAACCCAAAGCUGAAUUAUUCAGUGUUUGAGUUACUGAUCUUUAUUAUCCCUAUGUAAAUAAAGUUUGUUUUUGACCUUA
Molecule: messenger RNA, 787 nt
Organism: Chinchilla lanigera (long-tailed chinchilla)
Lineage: Eukaryota; Metazoa; Chordata; Mammalia; Rodentia; Chinchillidae
Gene: Tmem60
Product: transmembrane protein 60
Exons: 2
Coding region: 143-544 (133 amino acids)
Source: RefSeq, a predicted model, not a curated record